Messenger RNA from Pogonomyrmex barbatus (red harvester ant), 2913 nucleotides. It is a transcript of the gene Etl1, whose product is annotated as SWI/SNF-related, matrix-associated actin-dependent regulator of chromatin, subfamily a, containing DEAD/H box 1. Gene Ontology annotation, molecular function: ATP binding. NCBI's taxonomy places the organism in Eukaryota, Metazoa, Arthropoda, Insecta, Hymenoptera, Formicidae. The record is from RefSeq and is a predicted model, not a curated record.
CGAAGGUCGAACGUGUGGAAAUCGGGCAUAAAAUACCAUUCCGAACGUGGCGUUAUCCGAUCUACGUUCUACGUGUUUCUACGUAGCCUCGACGCGCUCGGCGAUCUGCGAUCCGCGCCGAGUGCGCCUGGCAGACGAUUCCGAAAGUUAUUCCGGAAAAAUGUGUUUCUGCCAGCGUCCCUCGUACGGUUAGACGCGAUGUCCGAGUCGAAUUCGCUUAAAACGGACACAAGUAGUUCCAGCCUCCUGCGCCGAUUUCGCUUUCAAAAAAAACAAACGAGGAUCAUGAAUAUGUCUGAUGAGGAUAGUAAUUUGGUAAGUUCUGAUAUACAGGUCCGCCGUAAGCCCGUAAAUCGCAUUGAAGAUAGUGACAGCGACAUCGGCAGUCCAGGUAAGCCAAGUUCGGACUGCAAUGGCAAAGGUAAAGAGAAUAAAAUAAAGUACCUGACAACUUUGUAUCCGCAAAACGAUGUACUGCAUAUACAGGAAGUACUUACAAGUACCAAUUGGAACGUCGAAGAGGCUGAAGAAGCGCUUAAAAAAAAUAGAAAAAGAGGUUUAAAGCAAUCUGCAAAAAGUAGCAAAAAGAAAAGGAAAUUAGAUGUAGAUGAAGAUGUAGAUAUUGAUUCAGAUGAGGGAAAUUAUAAAGACAAAGUAUUUAAUAGUGAUGAAGAUUCGGAUAUAGAAAUAUCUAAUGAACUCACGGGUGACAAAAAGGCAGUUUUAGAUUUUAUGCAAACUGCUUUGCCUUCAGAGCUGCUUCUCAUGGCUCAAUGUUCUCAAAAAAGAGCUAACGCUAUUAUAGCUGUGAGACCAUUUGAAGAUUGGAGAGACUUAGUGAAUAAAUUUCAAAAUACAAAAUACUUAGAUACAGAAUUAUUGAAUGCAGCUCAGGUGUUACUAUCUACACGACACGUAGUAGAACUUCUUAUGAAAAAAUGCUUUCGCCUGUCUACCAACAUGGAGAAAGCUGUAGCUGCUGGAGCUUCGACUAUAACAGAACAACCAAAAAUGUUAUCACCGAAUUUAACAUUGGCUCCAUAUCAAAUGGUUGGUCUAAACUGGCUUGCUGUUAUGCAUGCACAGAAUGUAAAUGGUAUAUUAGCUGAUGAAAUGGGUCUAGGAAAAACGGUACAAGUGAUAGCGUUUUUAACAUAUUUGAAAGAAGCUGAUCUUCUCGAUGAAAAAGACGGACCGCAUUUGAUUGUUGUUCCCAGUUCGACUAUGGAAAAUUGGUUGGACGAGCUGGAAAGAUGGUCGCCUAGCUUGAAGGUUGUACAGUAUUAUGGUUCUCAAGAGGAACGAAAAGAAAUGCGAAUGGGUUGGCGAAACGGUGAUCUCGAUGACGUUGAUGUUUUGUUAACUACAUAUAAUUUAAUCUCUAGCACCCCGGAAGAGCGUAGAUUGUUCCGCGUUAUGCCGUUAAACUACGUAAUCUUUGAUGAAGCUCAUAUGCUCAAAAAUAUGAGCACUGUUAGAUACGAAAAUCUCGUCAGGAUUAAUGCUAAACAUCGAAUUUUAUUGACCGGUACGCCUCUACAAAAUAAUCUAUUGGAAUUAAUAUCUUUGUUAAUAUUUGUGAUGCCUUCACUAUUUGCUGGAAAACAAGCAGAUUUAAAAAGCCUAUUUUCUAAAAAUACUAGAAUAUCGAGUGAUAAGAAGGAUGGAGAACAACCGUUAUUCGAAAGAGAACAAGUUAAAAACGCAAAGAAAAUUAUGCGGCCUUUUGUCCUUCGACGACUUAAAAAGGAAGUUUUACGUGAUUUACCCUAUAAAAAAGAUGAAAUAAUACGAUGUGCAUUAAUUGAAAAGCAACAAAAUAUGUAUGACAAGUUAGUCGCACAAUUUUCGGCAGAGGCCAACGAAAUUACGGAUGUAAAUGGAACUGGCAUGAUGAUGCAACUAAGAAAGCUCGCCAAUCAUCCUCUUCUCGUACGUGAUUAUUACGAUGAGAAAAAACUCAAGACUAUAGCAAGUAGACUGGCAAAAGAAUCAGGCUAUAAGCAAAAGAACCCAGAAUACAUCUUUGAAGAAUUGAUUUGGACAUCUGAUUAUCAAAUAAAUCAAUUAACUCGUAUAUACAAAAGUAUAGCUGGAUUUGGUUUGCCUCAAGAACUUAUUCCUCAAGCUGGUAAACUGAAGGAACUAGACAAAUUGCUGCCACAAUUGAAAGUAGAUGGUCAUAGAGUGCUUAUUUUUAGCCAAUUUACUAUGGUAUUAGAUAUACUCGAAGAAUACUUAGCUAUCAGGGGACAGACGUUCUUAAGGCUAGAUGGCAGUACACCAGUGACUGAGAGGCAAACUCUUAUAAAUGAAUACACACAAGAUCCGAGUAUAUUCAUAUUUUUAUUAUCAACAAGAGCUGGAGGUUUGGGGAUCAAUUUAACUGCUGCCGAUACAGUUAUAAUACACGACAUAGAUUUCAAUCCCUACAAUGACAAACAAGCAGAAGAUCGAUGUCAUCGUGUAGGACAAAAAAAACCAGUUACCAUAAUAAGAUUGUUAAGCGAAGGCACGAUAGAAGAAGGCAUGUAUGAAAUAGCGCAAGAAAAAUUGCAUCUUGAACGACAAAUUACCGAAAAUGAAGAAAAUGAGAAUGCAGAUAAAAAGUCGGUUUUAAAAUUAUUGAAAAUGACCAUAGGCCAGGAUGUUCAUAAUAAAUCUUUGUCAUCACUAAAAAACACCAAUAAAGGAAUCGAUGCAAUAGGAAAUGAUGAAAAUUGCAAAUAAGGAACUUGAUUCCGAUUGUAAUAAUCAUAAUUUUGAUAUAUUCCAUUUAUCUAUAUUGUACACAUGUCAAAUCAUUGUAAACACACACGGAAGGAUGAAAUUGUAUUUUGUAAAACAUCCACUUUUUAACUUCAAUUCAGCGAUUCACUCGAAAUAUAUCACGAUUUGUAGAUUUCUUAUUUA